Messenger RNA from Trichosurus vulpecula (common brushtail), 969 nucleotides. RefSeq names its product transmembrane protein 255B (gene TMEM255B). Bases 1 to 969 code for a protein of 322 amino acids. The record is from RefSeq and is a predicted model, not a curated record. NCBI's taxonomy places the organism in Eukaryota, Metazoa, Chordata, Mammalia, Diprotodontia, Phalangeridae. The transcript is spliced from 9 exons.
AUGAAGAUUUUUCCCUCCCUCACCUCCUCCACAGGGCAGUUUGCGAAAAGAAAGCAGAUUUCUCUUUGGUUUGCUGUCUCUCUACUGGUGGCAUCCAUCUUCAUAUUGACCAUUGGCCUUGCAGCAACGACCAGAACUGAGAAUGUGACUGUGGGAGGCUACUAUCCAGGAAUUAUUCUUGGCUUUGGAUCUUUCUUGGGAAUUAUUGGCAUCAAUUUGGUGGAGAACAGAAGACAGAUGUUGGUCGCUGCCAUAGUAUUUAUCAGCUUCGGCGUGGUGGCUGCAUUCUGCUGUGCAAUAGUCGAUGGAGUUUUUGCAGCCCGACACAUAGAGCCGAGGCCGCUCAACACUGGAAGGUGCCAGUUUUAUUCAAGUGGGGUAGGAUUCUUGUAUGACGUCUACCAGACUGAGGUCACGUGCCAUUCUUUGACUAGCAAGUGUCAGCUAAAAGUGAAAAGUAAUACAUGCUACUGCUGUGACUUAUACAACUGUGAGAACACAGAACACUCUACUAGUUACUAUGAGUUUGUUGGAGUCAGUGGCUGUCAGGAUGUGGUUCACCUUUACCGUUUGCUGUGGACCUCAACAGUGCUAAACAUCAUUGGUUUGUUUCUGGGGAUCAUCACUGCAGCUGUCCUGGGGGCCUUUAAGGACAUGGUACCCCUAACCCAGAUGGCCUAUGGUUCUGCACCUCCUCCUCAAAUUCUCUACAAUCCAGCCCAGCAGAUCUUGACAUAUGCAGGAUUCUGUCCCCCUACAGCACCACUUCCUGCCUACUCAUCCUACCCUUUACCCCUUCAGCCUGCCGGCAACUUUCCAGCUUCGUCAUCCACUGAUAUCUCUCUAUCUGAUGACACCCAGCCUCCGUCUCAGUCCAGCUCCACCUAUGGGCUUCCUCCCAAUGCCCCACCACUCUAUACACCAACUUAUUUCCUCCCUGGGGAAAAGCCUCCACCAUAUGCACCAUGA